GCACCGUUGUUCCCACCCCUCUGUGGGGCUCGACCCGGGUAACCGUCAGCGCCCGGGGGCCGCUUGGCCCCUCGCCAGCAACUGGGACAGAGCUAGUCUGUGUUCACACCUCGUUUACAAAAUUGAUCCGGCUCUGAAGGCCUGGAGGGGCGAGUCCGGUUGCGCUUCGGAGAGCGCAACAGGCAGAAUCUGUUCCUGUUGAAGAGUGGAUCUUCUGAUUCCCAGCUCCUUGAGGCUUUAGAAGUCCAGUAGGUCAAGUUCUCUACCUCUAAGGAGAAGCAGUGCCUGCUCUUUCAUCAAGAGCUAGCCCUCCUUUGCUAUGGAUACCGAAUCUACAUAUUCUGGAUAUUCUUAUUAUUCAGGUCAUUCGAAAAAAUCUCACAGACAAGGGGAGAGAAAUAGAGAGAGACACAAAUCACCCCGGAGUAAAGAUGGCAGAGGGUCAGAAAAAUCUGUCACGAUCCAAGCUCCCACCGGAGAGCCCCUGUUGGCAAAUGAUUCUACUCGGACAGAGGAAGUUCAGGAUGACAACUGGGGAGAGACCACCACGGCCAUCACAGGCACCUCGGAGCACAGCAUAUCCCAAGAGGACAUUGCCAGGAUCAGCAAGGACAUGGAGGACAGUGUGGGGCUGGACUGCAGGCGCUACCUGGGCAUCACAGUGGCCUCGGUUCUUGGACUUCUAGUUUUCCUCACCCCCAUUGCCUUCAUCCUGUUACCCCCGAUCCUGUGGAGGGAAGAGCUGGAGCCUUGCGGCACAAUUUGUGAGGGACUCUUUAUUUCAGUGACAUUCAAACUCCUCAUUCUGCUCAUCGGGACCUGGGCACUUUUUUUCCGCAAGCCAAGAGCCGACGUGCCACGGGUGUUUGUGUUCCGUGCCCUUUUGUUGGUCCUCAUCUUUCUUUUUGUGGUUUCCUAUUGGCUUUUUUACGGGGUCCGCAUUUUGGACUCUCGGGACCGAAACUACCAGGGCAUCGUGCAAUACGCAGUCUCCCUCGUGGACGCCCUCCUCUUCAUCCAUUACCUGGCCAUCGUCCUGCUGGAGCUCAGACAGCUGCAGCCCAUGUUCACGCUGCAGGUAGUCCGCUCCACCGAUGGCGAGUCACGCUUUUACAGCUUGGGACACCUGAGUAUCCAGCGAGCAGCAUUGGUUGUCCUGGAAAAUUACUACAAAGACUUCACCAUCUAUAACCCCAAUCUUCUAACAGCCUCCAAAUUCCGUGCAGCCAAGCACAUGGCUGGACUGAAAGUCUACAACGUGGAUGGCCCCAGUAACAAUGCCACUGGGCAGUCCCGGGCAAUGAUCGCUGCUGCUGCUCGGCGCAGGGACUCAAGCCACAACGAGUUGUAUUACGAAGAAGCAGAACAUGAGCGCCGGGUUAAAAAGCGGAGAGCAAGGCUGGCAGUUGCUGUAGAAGAGGCCUUCAUCCACAUCCAGCGUCUCCAGGCCGAGGAGCAACAGAAAGCCCCAGGGGAGGUGAUGGACCCCAGGGAGGCCGCCCAGGCCAUCUUCCCCUCCAUGGCCAGGGCCUUGCAGAAGUACCUGCGCACCACCCGGCAGCAGCACUACCACAGCAUGGAGAGCAUCCUGCAGCACCUGGCCUUCUGCAUCACCAACAACAUGACCCCAAAGGCCUUCCUCGAACGUUACCUCAGCACGGGCCCCACCCUGCAGUACGACAAGGACCGCUGGCUGUCUAUGCAGUGGAGACUUGUCAGUGACGAGGCAGUGACUAACGGAUUAAGGGAUGGAGUCGUUUUCGUCCUUAAAUGCUUGGACUUCAGCCUCGUGGUCAAUGUGAAGAAAAUUCCAUUCAUUGUACUCUCUGAAGAGUUCAUAGAUCCCAAAUCGCAUAAAUUUGUCCUUCGCUUACAAUCUGAGACAUCAGUUUAAAAGUUCUAUAUUGUGGCUUUAUAUAUAUAUAUAUAAAAGAAUCUAUAGAGAUAUAUGUGUAUAUCAGAGGGGUGUCUUUUUUUUUUUAUUCCUUACUGACUGAAACUGGCAGGUGAUAGACCAGUACCCUUUGACCAUCUGCACUUUAUUUGGAAGGAAGCAGGGGACGUCUGCCCUGAAAAUGACUUACGACGUCUGACUCUUGUAGAUGGGACUUCUUGAGAAGCUGUUCCUGGAGUUUCUUUGACAGCUGUAAACCAAAUCGGAGUUGGUGCAUUCUUGGGAACCUUGCCUUACAACUAGUCCCUGACUUUCUUCCAUUACCACAUCCUCCCGUUGCUUCUGUUUGACCCACCCAUAGACUUCGAGGGGACUCGGCUUCAUUGUAUCAGGAAACCAGACACUACAUGCCUUCAUGUGUAUUUGUGCGUGUAAACGUCAAGCAUCACAUCAUCCUUACAGAGCCAUGGGCAAAGUUCAGGAAAUACCUUCAUUCAUCUUUCUUCAUUGUUGCCUAGGUUCUUCAGAGGAAUGUCACGACCAAAAAAAAAAAAAAGUGUACUAUCAGUUUACUGAUAGUGAUUUGAUUUGAUUAUAUCACUAAUAUGUAAUAUAUAUAUUCUCUUCUCCAAAGAGGAAACCUCCUUGCCCUGCUCCUUACCCCACUUCCCUAAGGCUUGAAGCAAGUGGCCCUUCCCUAACCUUGAGACAGUCCACCACACCCCUGCUCCGUCCCACCCUCCCUCACGCACACACUCCACACACCCCCACCCCCACCUUUCUGGCAGCUGCGAACAUGAAACCGUCUUUCAGAGCUGCUUGGACCUGGCUUGCUAUUUGUACCUUGAGCACUUUGCACCAAUGGAUUGUUUCCACAAGGGAAGCUAAGGAGUGCUCACCAGGUAGAUCCCAGUGACAGCAACCCAGCAGGAAUGCCAGUUCUAGGCUGAGGCAGGAGCUCCACCCCUCCCAAACCUCCUCAGUGCUCUGCACCAACCAGGGUGAAAAGACUAACACUGUGAUUGGCAGGUGCAGCUUAGUGCUGUCUUAUUUCCCGGGGAGAUAAAUUCUCACAAAGCUUUAUCCCAAGCUGCCCUGCCAAGAGAGACCAAGCAGUGCCUACCACGUGGCAACUACUUAUGUCCGGUCUCUGUAUUUUCUGACCAACAUCACUGUGCAACUCAUAACCUCUCCCAGUUACCACCAGUGAAGGACUUGUUUAGCCCCCGAUGUUGAAAAAUCACUUUCAGUAGUUGGUAAAGCAGGGAGAAAAAAAACAGAUGUCCAAGUUGUAGUGUUUGAAGAAGGAAAUGUAGGGAGCCAAUCUUUUGGUCCAAAAUUAUCCACAUAGGAUCUGUUUCUUAAACACCCUGGUUUCAGUGGACUUUCCCCUGGUGCUGGGGGCACAGAUGUCGCCCAGGUUGUGGGCAGAGAGGCCGUCCUGCUGGAGCCCUGCUGCAGGGGGCUGCUUUCAGAGCCUCCGUCUGCCCUCCCAUAUCCACCACAAACCUCUAGAAAGUAUUCACAGUCUUGCUUUUGCCAGAUAUUAAGAUAAUCAAUUACCUUGCUUUAGUAAAGGGUGACACCUUCAAAAUGCUGUGUGUGUGUGUGUGUGUGUGUGUGUGUGUGUGUACCCUUACUGUUUUGUGCAUUCUGGAAGUGGGACAGUAUUUUGUAUACCACUUUUUAAGUCAAAAUUGGCUCUGGAUAUCUGUCAUACACCUGUACCUGAAAAAGUAAACAGUGUUCUUGAAUCAGCAGCCUUCAGCUCUAAAAGGAGAAAGCAGUGGCUAUGGCAUGGAGCCAAGAUGUACCACUGACAUGGUUCCAUUUAUGAAAACGCAUGCCAUCUAGCCAUGGUGUUUUUGUUCUUAGUUUUUGCCUUUAGGUCCCUUCAAACUCGAAAUCCCUGAUGAUGAUGUCUUUCUCAGGAAAUACAUUUGGGUUGAUGGGGUAGAAGAUGGUAAAUGCAUAUGAGACUUUGGCUGCAUAAAGAUUUUAAUGUCCCGGACUAUAGAAUGUGUCGUUAGCUGCAAUUGGAAGUGCCAUAAAUGUAUAUACAUGCAGUUAAUAAUGACACUAUUGUUCAGUAUUCUAAAGUACUGUACUUCCAUCCCUGUCUGAAAUUACAGUCCGGAAGGAGUUAAGUUGGGUUCAUUUGCUUUCACUGCUGACAUGUGCAUUCCCAGCAUGGUGAAGAAAGGUUUAAAUUAAGGGAUUUAUUUUCUCUCGUCCCCUCUCUCUCUUUCUCAGUGUUUGCAUAGAAGAAUGUCAGACUUUCUAAAAUUAUUGGUUUUAUUUUAAAUUGUUUCGAUUUUUUUUACACUGACUUUGUAUUGAGUCCUUUUUGAAAGAAUAACAAAAUAAAAUGCAGGAUCUUUUUAA
Molecule: messenger RNA, 4279 nt
Organism: Choloepus didactylus (southern two-toed sloth)
Lineage: Eukaryota; Metazoa; Chordata; Mammalia; Pilosa; Megalonychidae
Gene: VANGL1
Product: VANGL planar cell polarity protein 1
Exons: 8
Coding region: 320-1894 (524 amino acids)
Biological process (GO): multicellular organism development
Cellular component (GO): plasma membrane
Source: RefSeq, a predicted model, not a curated record